Wallemia ichthyophaga EXF-994 is the source of this 930-nucleotide messenger RNA. RefSeq lists its product as uncharacterized. Bases 1 to 930 code for a protein of 309 amino acids. The record is from RefSeq and is a predicted model, not a curated record. NCBI's taxonomy places the organism in Eukaryota, Fungi, Basidiomycota, Wallemiomycetes, Wallemiales, Wallemiaceae. The transcript has a single exon.
AUGGCUGAUAAUACAUCUCCUCCAAUCGCACCCGCUGAAUCUCCUUCCAUUGGUGACUUUGGGAUGGCAACCGUCGGCCUCGGAUUGGGUGUUGCUGGGUUGGGCAUAUCGAUGCUGCCGAACAUAGCGUGUACCAGGGUCGAAGCCAUGUACAAGCCAGUGAGCCAGCCGGCAACCCAGCCAGCCAAAUCACGCGCCAGCUGGGACAAUAUCAAGCUCUACCUCAGCAAAGACAUAUUCAAGCCGAUUCUCAGGCUGGCCGUCAGCCGCAUAGCAUCCGAGCGUCUCUUCGCCUUGGCGGACUACGGGCUUGCUCUGGCCCUCUCCCCAAUCCUCCCAUACGGCAGGCUCAACGUCAGUAUCGGUCCAACCUCCAUCCUGCUAGCCUACGCGCCAGGUGCAUUCGCCGUGUCUUUCGCUGCUACUCUCGCUCUCGACACCAUCUUCCUUCCUUUCAAGGUGGCUAUGACCCGCGCCGCUCUCCUCCCAAGCAGCUCGUCGUCCUGGGACCUUUUUUCCGCGAGCGAGAGACGCGACCCGACGCAGCUCUACGCUCACCUCCUCCCAUCCCUCUUCCAAACCAGCGCUAUCAGCACGGGCACCAGCCUCCUCUCCUCUGCGAUCCUCGCCCUCCUCCCCCCAGACAGCUUCCUUGGGCUGCCUGUUAGAUUCGCAGGCAUCGUCGUCAACCUCACCCAGUCUCUCGUUAUGGCUAGGCUGUGCGCGCAGUACACGGGUAAAGAUGAGCAGAUGGACUCAGUCGUCCCUCUCCGCCCUCAACCGUACACAGGCUGGUUCCAGUGCCUCAGAACUACCAUCGCUGAAGAAGGCUGGUGGUUCGCUGGCUGGGUCACCAUCAACUCGGCUCUCGGUCUCGGUAUGGUGGAGGUGUUGACCCAGACGCAGCAAAGUGUGGAAGCCUCGCAGUAG